GCUAUUAGGAAGAGAACUAGAGGAGAGAGGGAGAGAGAGAGUCUCUGGAUUUCGCGAACGACAGUUUCUCAGUUUGCCGAGAGCCGUCGCUGCACUGUGCCGCUUGGUUAGACUAAGACGCGACACAUUUGGUAAAGGAGGUUUUCCUUCAAGGUGAUUUGUUGAGACGAAGCUCUGAACGACGAGAAGUCGCUUGGGUGUACUCAGAAGCCCCGGAUUGUAAUCAAAACACGUGCAUAACGCGUCGAAGCUCGUUAAAAUUCGUGAAUGUGACGAAAUGGCGACGCCUGGGUUUGCAAUGACGAGUGGACACAGUCCGGUGACGAAUCCUGUUGUGAACGAGCAGAAGUAUGUGACGGGGACGGUGGAUAAGGACGAAGAGCGAGCUACUAUCGUAGCCAAAUAUGAAAGGGGUCGCAAGGAUGGCGUACUACUAGAUCCGUGGGAGGAUCCCGAAUUUGAAGUGUACCAAGUCACUGAUAGAUACGGAUUUCUACAUAAGGCGAAACUGCCUCCCAACCAUUACAGUGAGAAGUAUCUACAGGUGGAGAGAGAGCGGAUGAUGAAGUGGCACAAAAUGUUUCAGAAAUGGGACAAAUACGCCAACAGCGAGAAGCUCCGGAAGAGAGUGUCUAAAGGUAUUCCUAAUGCAGUGAGAUCUGAGGCGUGGAAACGAUUGCUGGACAUUGAUAAGAAUAGAAAGGCUGGAGUUUACCAGGCUGCAUGGCUGAAAGCUCGUUUGACAUCACCCGAUAUUCGUCAAAUUGAUCUGGAUGUGAAUCGAACAUACAGAGACCACAUUAUGUUUAGAGAGAGAUUUGGAAUCAAGCAGCAAGCUCUUUUCCAUGUUUUGGCUGCUUAUUCUAUGUACAAUGAGACUGUUGGGUACUGUCAAGGGAUGAGUGGCAUUGGUGCUCUAUUAUUGAUGUAUCUCAAUGAAGAGGAUGCAUUCUGGGGAAUCGUCGAGCUUCUUAGAAAUAAGAAGUACGCAAUGCAUGGGUUUUUUAUUCCUGGCUUGCCAAGACUUCUUCGUUCAUUCGAUCAUCACAGAAGUAUUCGGAAAAAGUUUUUGCCAAAGCUGCACAAGCACUUGGAUAAAGAACAAAUUGAUCCGUCACUUUAUGGAACCAAAUGGUUUCUUCAGUGUUUUCUAGAUAGAGCUCCCUUCUCAUUGACUCUUCGUUUGUGGGACAUGUAUCUUUUGGAGGGAGAAAUUGUUGUUAAUGCUAUGUCGUAUGGUGCACUCAAAUUUCAUCAAAAAGAUUUGCUGAAAUUAAAAUUUGAAGAUGCUGUGAGUUUUCUUCAGACAAUGGAAUCUCGAGAUUAUGAUGAUGAUAAGAUGGUGAAUGAGGUGCUUGUUCCUUGCAUGAAUGAGCUCAAUCGCAACAGGCUGGCCCAUCAACUGUCGCCUACAGACGAAGUGCCACCUGAUGAACCAGACUUUGGCAGCUACUAUCCCAUGACUAAUGGAUCAGUGCAAACGAAUGGAUUUGCUCAUGAUGAUCCAGAAACACUUGUAUAGAAGGGUGGUGGUUGGGCUAUAUGUAUAUUACAAAGGGUUCUGUAUCUGUGGAAAGGUUUUUAUACAGUAUUGUAUGGUAUAUCUAUUGAUAAUCAUUUUCAGUUGGGAUGGUUAUUGUAACUACAGUUUCAUACUCAACACACUGUACUACUCAAAUGGAAAAUAUUAUUCAUUCACAUUCAGUUACUCGGUACUGA
Molecule: messenger RNA, 1719 nt
Organism: Corticium candelabrum
Lineage: Eukaryota; Metazoa; Porifera; Homoscleromorpha; Homosclerophorida; Plakinidae
Product: USP6 N-terminal-like protein
Exons: 13
Coding region: 278-1522 (414 amino acids)
Source: RefSeq, a predicted model, not a curated record